Messenger RNA from Mesoplodon densirostris (Blainville's beaked whale), 1606 nucleotides. RefSeq names its product cell cycle regulator of NHEJ (gene CYREN). Gene Ontology annotation, cellular component: nucleus; cytoplasm. Lineage: Eukaryota; Metazoa; Chordata; Mammalia; Artiodactyla; Ziphiidae. Bases 370 to 834 code for a protein of 154 amino acids. The record is from RefSeq and is a predicted model, not a curated record. Gene Ontology annotation, biological process: double-strand break repair via nonhomologous end joining; negative regulation of double-strand break repair via nonhomologous end joining. The transcript is spliced from 4 exons.
GCGGCCGAGCCGGGGGAAGUGUCACGGUGCGCGCGGCGCCGGGGCCCGGCCGGCCCGCAGUACUCCGAACUCCCUACUAUCGCCCAGAGUCAGACUCCCGGACCCGCCCCGGAAGCCAAGAAGGGGGCGCAGGCCCGGAGGCAGGAAGUCCUGCUGGAGGAGCGCCGGGAACGCGGGCGGCGCUGUUGCCGGUGAGGCCCUGCGUGGUUGUCACGCGUCCCCCCUCGCCCUCCUCCUGCAGGAAUUAAAGCUGGACUCCCACUCAGGACAAACAGACCUAUAAUUCCUGGUGUGAUGAGAGAGUGGGAUUUGCUGUCCUGAAGUCAUUAAGCUUGGGCCCUGGUUCCUCGUCAUGAGAGGAAGAGGGAGAUGGAAGACUUAAAAUCUGAGAAUAAAAAAAGGGUGCUUCCCGCAUGGAUGACAGCCCAGGUGGCUGACAAGAGGACGGUGCAGGUGAAGACCCCCAAGAGGAGGAGAACAGCCAUGGUGCCAGUGGCUGCAGCAAGACUUCCUGCCACGAGGACUGUGUACUGCAUGAAUGAAGCUGAAAUCGUAGACGUUGCUCUGGGGAUCCUGAUUGAGCAGGGCCGAAAACAGGAAAAGCCGUUGGAACAGCUGCCUCUGGCAGGCGCUGAUAAGCCAGAGCAGUCCCCGGCCAGCUCAGCGCCGUCGUCCCCGAGUCCCCGCGGGAGCAGAAGUGAGGACAGCGAGGACGAGGACUGUGGGGAAGACGGCCCUCCUCCGGGGCCUGCGGGUUCUGACUCGGCCUGCGGCAGUGGCCUCGAGGAGGACCAGGACGCGCUAAAAUACGUCAGAGAGAUAUUUUUCAGCUAAGGGACAAACUUCUGGGACUUUCUGCCCAGAGUGGCUGAAGGAAGCAGGGUUUCCCUCUUGGCCUGGGCGCUGCCCUCAGACUGUCACGGCGUCUGCUCGCAGCUUUGCGCCUCUCUGGGCUGCGCAGAUUCACCUUGGGAAGUGAGGAAUCGGAAUGAGCUCCCGUUAGAAAUCCUCCCUGCACUGUGCUCUCUCCUCGCUCAGAGGGUCUGGGAUCCCCACAGUCUGUUGUGUUCAGUUACCUGGUUCCAGGGAGAUGAGGCUGUGGUGGUCAACUUACUGGAACCAAAGAGUCAACUUAAUAAUGUUUAAAGAAAAACAAGUAUGGCUGCUAAGUACACUGGAAUUCCUACUGUUCGGCCUCCCUAAGGACGAAGCCUAUUUCAAAAAUAGCCUCCAUCGCGAGGCAGACGAUCAGCUGUGAGCCCUUGCUCGUCCAGCCCUGAACCAGACAUCCUGCCACAGUGCUGGGCUCCGUCUAGGAGCCUGAGGCUCAGCGUACAGACUGGGAAGCCUCCUGACCAAUCAGGCCUCCUCCCCCUGAGCUGCCACCUUUCUUCCACUUGGUGGCCUCGGCCUUGGUCCCUGGACAGUCGGAAAGCAAGAGUGGGACAGGAACCCAAAGGAGACGCCAAGGACAAGACAUCACACUAGAGUCCGUGUUUCUGCUUCUGUAUUCAGUAUGGCUUUUGACAGGCAUAGGAUGAGGCAAUCACGUGCUGUACGGGUUUUCAAUAUAUAGGUGCUGAAAAAUACACAAAGUUCCCCAGUG